AUGUGGGAAAAUAGACCACGGAAUAGUGAUAAUGAAAGUCAAGAAGAUAACAAUGAUAUUGAAGGCAAUGCGAAUGAAAAUAAUGAGGACAAUGCGAAUAAGAGGGAUCAUGAAGACUAUGAUGACAAUGAGGGGAAUUUGUAUUGGGUAACUAAGUAUAGUGGGUGGUGCGUAGUGAACCAAAUAGACAAGAAUCCAGAUGAGCAGCAGCUCUUUCAUGGCUUCCCUUCUCAGCCCAACCCCAACCAUCACUCUCCAACACAAGAUUAUGGACUAGUUAGUCUCCACCAUGUUGGAAUCUUGUGUGAGAAUUUGGAGAGGUCAUUAGACUUUUAUCAGAACAUUCUUGGUCUUGAAAUAAAUGAGGCUAGGCCAGAUGAUAAACUCCCCUAUAGGGGGGCUUGGUUACGGGUGGGUUCUGAGAUGAUUCACCUCAUGGAGCUUCCCAAUCCUGACCCUCUAACCGGAAGACCUGAGCAUGGAGGCCGUGACAGGCACACUUGUGUUGAGAUUCGGGAUGUGUCGAAGCUGAAAGCAAUCCUUGAUGAAGCUGGUAUUCCAUACACGCUUAGCAAGUCUGGGAGGCCAGCGAUUUUUUUCCGAGAUCCAGAUGAAAAUGCUCUGGAAUUUGCACAGUUCUGAUGGCUGACAUGUUGCAGCACCCAUAGUAUCACAUUGUGAUAUUGAUAAUGCCUUCAGGGGUAUCAUUAUAUUCAGGCAAUGAUAGAGAUUAUACAUCAUGUAGUUAUGUACAGAUGAUUUUGCAUUUGAACAAUGACUGUUAUAUAGGCU
Molecule: messenger RNA, 792 nt
Organism: Argentina anserina (silverweed cinquefoil)
Lineage: Eukaryota; Viridiplantae; Streptophyta; Magnoliopsida; Rosales; Rosaceae
Product: glyoxylase I 4
Exons: 5
Coding region: 1-642 (213 amino acids)
Source: RefSeq, a predicted model, not a curated record